Messenger RNA from Cavenderia fasciculata, 444 nucleotides. RefSeq lists its product as uncharacterized. The coding region runs from base 1 to 444 and encodes 147 amino acids. The transcript has 3 exons. Lineage: Eukaryota; Evosea; Eumycetozoa; Acytosteliales; Cavenderiaceae. Gene Ontology annotation, cellular component: endosome. Gene Ontology annotation, molecular function: phosphatidylinositol binding. The record is from RefSeq and is a predicted model, not a curated record.
AUGAGUACACCAGACAAGAAAUCAUCAACAAAGAGAAUAGAGGGUGACUAUCAAGAACCAGAAUACAUAAAUAUCAUUGUUAGUGAUCCUGUUAGAACAGAUGAUUACAUUUCAUACAAAAUAACAACUCAGACAACCUUCCCAGAAUAUAGUCAAAGAGACUUUACAGUUAGAAGAAGAUACAAGGAAUUUGUUAAUCUAAGAGAACACUUGAAGCAAAAACUAUCAGAGAAACCAAAGGCAAUCAAGUUUGGUGAAUUACAUCAAUUGCCAGGCAACAAUCUCUCUUCUCUAUUUGGACAAGGACGUUUUGAACCAGAAUUCAUCGAGGAACGUAGAAAGGGUCUAGAACAAUUCUUAAACUCUAUUGCCAAUCACAAUUUCUUCCGUUUCAUCCCCUUUUUGCAUAAAUUCUUACAAGAUGGUGAAGCUCUUUUCCUCUAA